AUAACGACAUACAAGAUACUGCGGGGAAUAGACAAGGUGGACAGAGAUAGGAUGUUCCAGAGAGGGGACACAGGGACAAGGGGUCACAACUGGAAGCUGAAGACUCAGACGAGUCACAGGGACGUUAGGAAGUAUUUCUUCAAUCAUAGAGUUGUCAGCAAGUGGAAUAGCCUAGCAAGUGAAGUAGUGGAGGCAGGAACCAUACAUAGUUUUAAGAAGAGGUAUGACAAAGCUCAGGAAGCAGAGAGAGAGAGGAUCCAGUAGCGAUCAGUGAAGAGGCGGGGCCAGGAGCUGAGUCUCGACCCCUACAACCACAAUUAGGUGAGUACAAUUAGGUGAGUACACACACACCUACACACGCGCGCACACAUACACGCUUGCACACACCAACACGCGCGCGCACACUCCUACAUACGCAUGCACACACCUACAUAUGCACGCGCACACCUACUCAUGCACGCACCUACACGCAACAGCACGCCUACACACGCACGCACACCUAAACACAAGCUCACCUAAACACACGCACACACCCACACCUAAACACACACACACACAAAGACGGGAUGUUCCAGAGAAGGGACACAAACACAAGAGGUCACAAUUGGAAGUUGAAGACUCAGAUGAAUCAAAGGGAUGUUAGGAAGUAUUUCUUCAGUCAUAGAGUAGUCAGGCCGUGGAAUAGCCUAGAAAGUGACGUAGUGGAGGCGGGAACCAUACAUAGUUUUAAGGCGAGGUAUGAUAGAGCUCAUGGGGCAGGGAGAGAGAGGACCUAGUAGCAAUCAGCGAAGAGGCGGGGCCAGGAGCUGUGACUCGACCCCUGCAACCACAAAUAGGUGAGUACACACACACACACAUAAACAUGCACGCACGCACCUACACACGCAGACCCACACCUACAGAGUGCAAAGCUUUGCAACAAGUCUAGUCCCAGAGCUAAGGAGAUAGCCGUACGUAGAAAGGUUAAGGCAAAUCGGCCUGACGACACUGGAGGACAGAAAGGUUAGGGGAGACAUGAUAACGACAUACAGAAUACUGCGAGAAAUAUAUACAGGAUGUUUCAGAGAUGGGACACAGCAACAAGGGGUCACAGUUGGAAGUUGAAGACUCAGAUGAAUCAUAUGGAUGUUAGAAGUAUUUCUUCAGUCACAGAGUUGUCAGGAAGUGCAAUAGUCUGAGAAGUGAUGUAGUGGAGGCAGGAUCCAUACAUAGCUUUAAGAAGAGGUAUGAUAAAGCUUAUGGAGCAGGAAGUGUGACCCAGUAGCGACCAGUGAAGAGGCGGGGCCAAGAGUUAUGACUCGACGUCUGCAACCACAAUUAGGAGGACCCGCUCGUUGAAUGCUCCCUCACCCAUCCAGCAGUUCGGCCCGUGUGGCCGGAUCAUGCGCAACUCUGCUAUGGUCAUGACAAUCCAGGACCCUGCGAGCCAGCGUCUGACGUGGUACAAGCCACCUCUCUCUGUGCUGGUCAUUAAGAAGGUCAGAGACGCCCAGGUCAUCCAACCCUUCAUCCAGCUCGUCAAGUGGCUCACAGUCGAAAAGAGAAUGUUGGUGUUUGUGGAAGCAUCAGUGAUGGAGGACAGCUUGGUCACAAGUCACUCUGGGUUCCCUAUACUGAAAGAUAAGCUCAUGAGCUUUAGGGAAGGACAGGAUGAUCUCACUGACAAAAUUGACUUCAUUAUAUGCCUAGGUGGUGAUGGAACUCUACUAUAUGCUUCCUCACUUUUUCAGCAAAGUGUACCACCAGUGAUGGCAUUCCAUCUGGGUUCUCUUGGUUUUCUCACGCCUUUCAAAUUCGAUAACUUUCAAGAUCAGGUGACUCAUGUUUUAGAAGGCCAUGCUGCAUUGACGCUCCGAUCACGUCUACGUUGUAUUAUACUACGUAAAGACCAAGAGACAGGCAAGACUGGUCGCCCCCCAACGAACUUGUUAGUGCUUAAUGAGGUGGUUAUUGAUCGUGGUCCAUCACCAUACCUAUCCAAUAUAGACCUUUAUCUUGAUGGCAAACGCAUUACUUCAGUACAAGGCGAUGGUCUUAUAGUGUCUACCCCCACUGGAAGUACAGCAUAUGCUGUAGCUGCUGGGGCUUCUAUGAUUCAUCCCUCUGUUCCUGCCAUCAUGCUGACACCUAUCUGUCCACAUUCUUUAUCCUUCAGACCAAUUGUAGUACCUGCAGGAGUUGAACUUAAGAUUGCAGUAUCUAGAGACAGCAGAAAUACAGCGUGGGUAUCCUUUGAUGGAAGGAAAAGGCAAGAGCUUUUUCACGGGGAUAGCCUCCGUGUUACUACCUCCAUAUAUCCUGUUCCUUCAAUCUGUGCUGAAGAUCAGAUUGCAGACUGGUUUGCUUCCCUUGACGAAUGCCUACGCUGGAAUGAUCGCAAACGCCAAAAGCACUUUGACGAUCCAGAGGACUUGAGCCCUACUGACCUCACCUCUGACCUUACUCAUUCUUCAAGUUCAGAUACACUUGACUCACUCAGUGAGAGAAAUGAGGGCUGUGAUAAUUAGGUAUGCUGUUAUUGUUGUGCAAAACAUAAUUAACCCUUUCAGGGUCGACAGGCCCUCUCCCAGACUUGUUCUCAGGGUUUACAAAUUUCAAAAAAAAAAAAAAUAUUUUUCCUUAUGAGAAGAUAGAGAAUCUUUUCCCGAUCAUAAUGACACCAAAAGUAUGAAAUUUGAUGGAGAACUUACGGAAUUAUGCUCUCGCGAAGUUAGCGGUCUCGACGAUGUUUAAGCAUCAGCGAUUUUGCCCACUUUGAGCCCUAUUUUCGACCAAUUCCAGUGUACUAGUCGACAAAAAUCAUAACUAUUUCGCUAGAACUCCAUUUUUUCUAUUGAAUGAGUACAAAACCCACCCAUUUACCGAUUUCAACUAUCCAAUAAAGUGGUCAGAAUUUAGCAAUUUUGCCAAUUUCACACAAAUUUCAAAAGAUGCCAAUUUCCAAAUAGGGUCCAGAAUAAACAAGAAAGACAUUCCUGGCACUAAAAUAACAUUUCCUCUGUUCAUUAGUCAUGCUGUAUAGCCCUUGUGGCUUAGCGCUUCUUUUUGAUUAUAAUAAUAAUGUUCAUUAGUCAUGUCCCCAUGCCCCUCUUACAUUCUUUUGCUUUCCACUUUGAAUUUUUAUUCUCACAAAAAAUAGAAGAUUUACUCUUAUGCAGACUACUGCAUUAGUGUAGAAAUGGUAUAAAUAAUAUCAGCGCACUUGGGAAAGAAUAUUAGACUUACCAGUUGACGUGUAUUGAUUUGUUUACUUUUGAACUUUGGCAAAAAUCGAAGAUUUCUGCUACUUUGAGCUCAAUUUCAAGGUACUUUUCAUUGUAAAACCAAUCAUAUCUUCCAUUCUAUAAAAUGAGACCAGGAAAACUAGAAUACCAUCAUAAAUACCAUACGAAAAUACAGUGCAAAGUCGCUGUUUUAAACCAAAAACACUGUCAAAGUUUUUUUUUCUCAUUACGCACUGUGCUGCAGGAUUUUUUUUAUACUGUGCACACUGACCACAUAGACCCAUUCUUUCAUAUGUAGGCCUACCAGCUUUUUCUCACUAGAUUUGAGGGCGCUAGAAUUUAGGUGUACUAGUACGUCAGAAACCCUGAAAGGGUUAACAGUUGGUGCAUUGUGGUAUAUUUAUUACUUAAAUUGUAUAAUCUGCCUUAGCAGCUGUCAAAUUUCAAAGCCAUUGAUUAUUACACUAACUAAAUACUGAAGAUGGGAAAUCUCAAUCUUAGCUGAGCUAGAGCUAAAAAUAAUUAAUCAUUGGUCUUGUUAAGUUAGACAGUUUCCCUUGCAUGUGAAGGUUCAUCUUUUUUUACUUCGAUUCACAGUACAGUAUGUCUAUUUAAACUCAGGAACACACACAUUCACACAGCUUAAGUGAAUCACAAUUUAUUGGAGAAAAAGAUGACAGAUAAAUGUACUUUUCAUCUGGAUUUUUUAUUCUUAAAUAUAGUAGGGCCUUACUUAAAUGGCAGGUUAUGUUCCAGGCUACUGCCAUAAAGUGGAACACCAUUUUUUUUUUUUCCCCAUUUAUAAAAUGCCAGAUAAGUUUACAUUAACAUAUAUUAAGUUAGCAAUAGAAAUAGACAUUAAAAAACAAUAAAAAGUAAAAUACACACACAGUACACUCAUUACUUACCUUCAAAUAUUUGUAGUCUUAAUAAUGGGUGAAAGGUGAGUAUUAAUUAUAGAAAGUGAGGUGUAGUAGCUUGCCACCUACCACACUUACACCAGAUAUACGACUUAAAUUUAAAGCGCCCCAAAGCAAUUAUUAUAUUUAUUAUUAUUAUUGCCAUCAACAUACCUUGUUCACUGAGUUUAAUAAUUUCUGAAUAAACUUAAUAAUGCAGAAGUCAGGAAGGAGUCACUGGGUCAGAAUAAACACGUAUUAAUACCUGUCCACUUUUAGUUCAGACAUGUAGUGGCAUGAGUUUGAGAAGCAUUUACCCCUACAGUACAAACACACAUAGCGUUAGUGCAGUAGAAUAAAUAAAUAGCUACCAGUGAAGGCAUAUGAAAGGAAUAAUUUUCUACAGUUACCCCCAAUAAUACCAGUGUGUACAUACUUUCUCUGGUGUUGGACUAGAGAAAACAUAAUUCUCUCCAUCACUCCUACAAGCCGCCUGGUAACCACAUCUUGUAUUUGUCAGUUUAUGCUGUUGUGGUUGUAUGUAGCGUGUUUCUUUUAUAACUUUGAAAAAAUAUCAGACGGAUUAAUGAAAAUGUCUAUAUUAACAUAAUAUACAACAUUUAAUGUAUCCCAGUAUGUAUUAGUAUUAUCAUAAUUAUUUUGGCGUCAAGACUAGUGAGACACUUAGUGAUUUUAAUGUGUACCUGCACACCA
Messenger RNA from Cherax quadricarinatus, 4837 nucleotides. The record is from RefSeq and is a predicted model, not a curated record. Lineage: Eukaryota; Metazoa; Arthropoda; Malacostraca; Decapoda; Parastacidae.